AUGGCGGGCACUAAUAGCUACCAGCCGCUUCUCGCGGAUGACGACUUACACGGCUCGGCCUCGGACAACACCUUUACGUCGGGAUAUGCCCGCUGGCAAAGACAGACCAAGAGCUUUCUGUCGUCUAGAGCCAAGCAUUUUGCCAUCUUGGGUCUCGUCGCACUGGACGUGGGUGCUAUCCUAGCCGACAUCUUCAUUGCUCUGGUGUCGUGCGACUUGGGCCAGAAGGAAGAGGAGUGGGUAGAACAGUCCCGCGACGCUCUACAUAUCGUCGGGCUCGUAUUCAGCUGUCUCUUCGUGCUGGAGCUGCUGGUUUCCGUCUGGGCGUUUGGCCACCGAUUCUUCCAUGACUGGUUCCACUGCUUUGAUGCCGUCAUCAUUGUCACGAGCUUUGUCGUCGACGCACUUACCCAUGGAAUUGUAGAAGAAAUUGCAUCGCUCGUGAUUAUCCUUCGGCUCUGGCGCCUCGUCAAGAUCAUUGAGGAGCUCAGUGUUGCGGCAUCGGAGAGGAUGGAAGAGAUUGAAGCCAAGGUAGUUGAACUUGACCAGGAGAACUCGGAUCUCAAGACACAGAUUGAGGUCAUGAGAAACGAACACUGGCGGGGCAACAAUGGCAGCGGGUAG
Molecule: messenger RNA, 624 nt
Organism: Lasiosphaeria miniovina
Lineage: Eukaryota; Fungi; Ascomycota; Sordariomycetes; Sordariales; Lasiosphaeriaceae
Product: ion transporter
Exons: 2
Coding region: 1-624 (207 amino acids)
Biological process (GO): proton transmembrane transport
Cellular component (GO): plasma membrane
Molecular function (GO): voltage-gated proton channel activity
Source: RefSeq, a predicted model, not a curated record